This is a messenger RNA of Lolium rigidum, 1135 nucleotides long. RefSeq names its product bidirectional sugar transporter SWEET12-like. The record is from RefSeq and is a predicted model, not a curated record. The transcript is spliced from 4 exons. Gene Ontology annotation, cellular component: membrane. Gene Ontology annotation, molecular function: sugar transmembrane transporter activity. Bases 156 to 1082 code for a protein of 308 amino acids. Lineage: Eukaryota; Viridiplantae; Streptophyta; Magnoliopsida; Poales; Poaceae. Gene Ontology annotation, biological process: carbohydrate transport.
AGCAGUAGUAGUCUCUCCCAAGAGACCUAUCGAUCCAUCUCCUUCUAGCUAGCUAGGAGUCUUUGUUUAUAGAGCAGGCCAGAGACCAGUAUCACACUGAGCUAGUACCUUUGCCCAGCUUCAGGCCGGCUUAUUCGAUCCCCCGAUCACCGAAGAUGGCUGCCGUUGGGAGCCCUUUGAUCUUCGCUGUGGGCAUCGUAGGCAACAUCAUGUCGUUCCUGGUGAUCCUUGCGCCGGUGCCGACGUUCUACCGCGUGUACAAGCGCAAGUCGACGGAGUCGUUCCAGUCGGUGCCCUACGCCAUGGCGCUGCUGAGCGCAAUGCUGUGGCUCUACUAUGCGCUGCUCCACAAGGACCUCCUCCUCCUCACCAUCAACGUCGUGGGGACCGUCGUGGAGACCGUCUACCUUUCCAUCUACCUCGCCUACGCGCCCAAGCAGGCCAGGGCCUUCACCCUCAAGCUCGUGGGCACCAUGAACCUGGCGCUCUACGGGGCCAUGGUCGUCGUCCUGCAGUUCUGCAUCAGGGACGCCGAGACCCGCGUCACCAUCGCCGGCGGCAUCGGGUCUGCAUUCGCCCUCGCCGUCUUCGUCGCCCCUCUCGCCAUCAUCAGGCAAGUGAUCAGGACCAAGAGCGUGGAGUUCCUGCCCUUCUGGCUCUCCUUCUUCCUCACAAUCAGCGCCAUCGUCUGGUUCUUCUACGGCCUGCUCAUGAAAGAUUUCUUCGUAGCGACGCCGAACGUGCUGGGGCUGCUUUUCGGGCUGGCCCAGAUGGCGCUCCACCUGGUGUACAAGAACCCGAAGAAGAACGGCGCCGUGUCGGAGGUGCUGCCAGCGGACGCCGAGAAGGCGCAGGUACAGCUUCAGCAGCAACAGAAAGAGGAGGCGGCGCCCGUCGUUGUCGCGGCGACCGUCGGCGCCGACGGGGAGGUAGUGCAGGGCAGGGACGACCACGACGACAUGCGGCAGAGCGUGGCCGUCGUGGACAUCACGCUGCCGCCGCCCGAAGAGCACCCGGUGAUGCCGCAGCUCGAGCAGCCGGCGCCGCUGCCGCCCAUGAGGAUGGCCGUGGAGGUGGUCUGAUGGUCUUCUGCCUGUCGAUCGAUCUACCUACAUGACACUGACGACCUGACUUA